UGAUCAGCCUUUUUCCAGCCAGACCAGAGUGCCGGCAAGUACUGGGGCCUUCACCUCUGUCUACAGCCCAGAUUUCCUCAGAAUGGAUCUCACAAAAGACCUGAAGGAAGAGCUCCGUCUCUACCAGAGCACCCUGCUUCAAGAUGGCCUCAAGGAACUCCUGGAUGACAACAAGUUUGUUGACUGUACUCUCAAAGUGGGGGACAAAAGCUUGCCUUGUCACAGGUUGAUUUUGGCAGCAUGCAGCCCAUAUUUCCGUGAGCUUUUUUUUGCUGAAGAAGGGAAAGAGAGCAAGAAGGAGGUUGUUCUUGAAAAUGUUGACCCCAAAAUAAUGGAUAUGAUCGUGAAAUACCUCUAUUCGGCUGAGAUAGAGCUCACAGAUGAGAAUGUGCAAGAUAUUUUUGCUGUGGCAAGUCGCUUCCAGAUCCCCUCUGUGUUCACCGUGUGUGUGACUUAUCUGCAGAAACGACUUGCCCCUAACAACUGCCUGGCCAUAUUCAGGUUGGGGCUUCUCUUGAAUUGCCCAAGACUGGCUGUGGCUGCACGCGAUUACAUUUCGGAUCGAUUCGAGCUCCUGGCAAGAGAAGAUGACUUUCUUCAGCUGGCCCCCCAUGAGCUGUUCGCCAUUAUCGGUGGAGAUGCGUUGAAUGUGGAAAAAGAAGAGCUUGUGUUUGAGGCCGUGAUGAGCUGGGUCAGAAAAGACAAACAGAACAGGGUCAAGAGCCUCAGCGAGGCUUUUGACUGUAUCCGCUUCCGUCUCCUGCCUGAGAAGUACUUCAAAGAGCACGUGGAAAAGAAUGACAUUAUUAAGUCAAGCCCUGAGCUGCUCAAGAAAAUUCAGGUGAUUAAAGAUGCCUUCGCUGGAAAGCUCCCAGAAAAAGGGAAAACAGGUGAGGCUGGGGAAGGUGUGGUGAACGGCGACGUGGGAGAUGAAGACCUGUUGCCUGGUUACCUUAAUGACAUUCCCAGACAUGGCAUGUAUGUCAAAGACUUUGUCCUCAUGAUCAAUGACACAGCUGCUGUGGCCUAUGACCCCAGUGAGAAUGAGUGCUACCUGGCUGCCAUGGCACAACAAAUUCCAAGAAACCAUGUCAGUCUGAUCACCAAAAGCAACCAAGUCUACAUCGUUGGAGGUUUGUUUGUGGACGAGGAAAACAAAGAAUUUCCCCUGCAGUGCUACUUCUACCAGCUUGACAGUAUUGCUGGUGAAUGGAUUGCUCUUCCUCCAAUGCCUUCGCCCCGGUGUCUCUUUGGUUUGGCUGAAAGCGACAACCUCAUCUUCGCGGUCGCAGGGAAGGACCUUCAGACGGAUGAGUCUCUCGAUUCACUGCUGUGCUUUGAUCCUCAGGAGAUGAAAUGGAGUGAGAGCAAAAAGCUGCCAAUUAAGAUCCACGGUCACUCUGUGGUCUCGCAUAAUGGAUUGGUCUACUCAAUUGGAGGAAAGACAGAUGACAAGAAAACCGUAAACAAGAUGUUUGUGUACAACCCAAAGAAGUCGGAGUGGAAGGAGCUGGCUCCAAUGAAAUCUCCACGGGCGAUGUUUGGUGCUGUUGUUCACAACGGCAAACUUUUUGUGGCUGGCGGAGUCAAUGAAGACGGCCUUACCGCCGCGAGUGAGGUCUAUGAUUUUGCUAGUAACAAGUGGGAGGCUAUGACUGAGUUUCCCCAAGAGAGAAGCUCCAUUAACCUCAUCAGCAACGCAGGGUCUCUGUACGCUAUUGGAGGCUUCGCCAUGAUUCAGCUCGAAAACAAGGAAUUUGCCCCAUCAGAGAUCACCGAUGUCUGGAAGUACGAGGACGACAAGAAGCAGUGGAGCGGGAUGCUGAGGGAGAUCCGUUACGCCUCUGGAGCUUCCUGCCUCCCCAUCCGCCUCAACGUCACCAAGAUGUCCAAGCUGUGACGGCCCUCCUGUGCUUCCGAAACGAGCGCUUCACACGAAGGCUGAAGAGCAAGUCGCCGUCCAGCCUAGAUGUAUUUUCUGCACGUCGUUUGAAUGUUUUUAACACUUGGGAGAUUUAACUUUUAAGUUUUCCAUCCUCCAAUCUUCAUCUGGCUAAGAAAUAUGUUAUAGGCUGAAAAACCGUGCUGCCUAACAGCAUCCCUUGUGUUUUUAACAUCAAUCUUCCCAGCACUAGACAAAGCUGACAGUUAAGAAACACAUUUGUUAUAAAUGAAGUAGAAACAGUACUUGUGACUUAUAUAUUGCCAGAUAUAUCAAACUGUAUUUUAUGUUGCUUUGAUUUUUUUUUGUAAAAUAAACAAUUUAAAUUAAUAUAAAGCAA
Molecule: messenger RNA, 2282 nt
Organism: Lepisosteus oculatus (spotted gar)
Lineage: Eukaryota; Metazoa; Chordata; Actinopteri; Semionotiformes; Lepisosteidae
Gene: klhl41a
Product: kelch-like family member 41a
Molecular function (GO): protein binding
Source: RefSeq, a predicted model, not a curated record